Spea bombifrons (plains spadefoot toad) is the source of this 3830-nucleotide messenger RNA. It is a transcript of the gene IRS2, whose product is annotated as insulin receptor substrate 2. The transcript has 2 exons. NCBI's taxonomy places the organism in Eukaryota, Metazoa, Chordata, Amphibia, Anura, Pelobatidae. The record is from RefSeq and is a predicted model, not a curated record. Gene Ontology annotation, cellular component: cytosol; plasma membrane. Gene Ontology annotation, molecular function: phosphatidylinositol 3-kinase binding; insulin receptor binding. Gene Ontology annotation, biological process: insulin receptor signaling pathway. The coding region runs from base 105 to 3173 and encodes 1022 amino acids.
GGUGGGGAAGAAAAAAAUCACCAAUUUAUUUUUCUAGUGUCCCACAAUUGCAACUCUCUAUUCAAGGAGGGGUGGGGGGCACCACUUUGGGAGGUGAGAAGAGGAUGGCCAGCCCCCCCACUACUGGGCAGCAGGUUCUCCCCUCUGGAUCUAAUGUAAACAACCACAAUAACAACAACAAUAACAACAGCAGCAAUGUAAAGAAAUGCGGUUACCUACGCAAACAGAAACACGGCCACAAACGAUUUUUUGUGCUGCGGGAGCCUGGAGAAGGCUGUCCUGCAGCCAGGCUAGAAUAUUACGAGAAUGAAAAGAAGUGGAGGAGCAAAUCGACGGCAGCCAAGAGGGUGAUAUCUCUAGACAGCUGUCUUAACAUCAACAAGCGAGCAGAUGCUAAGAACAAGUACCUAAUUGCUCUCUACACCAGGGAUGAAUAUUUUGCUGUGGCAGCAGAUAGCGAGCAGGAGCAAGAAAGCUGGUAUCGAGCACUCACUGACUUGCUCAGCACGGGCAGAGGAGAAAAAGAUGGGACUGUGUGUUCAGGUACCGGGGGAUGCUGCUGUCCCAGCAACGGGAGCUGCAGCAAUAGUUGCAGUCAUCAUCUGGCAUUUACAGAGGACCCCAACUACGGACUGAUAACCCCCGCCAAUGCAGCUUACAAAGAGAUAUGGCAAGUAAACCUAAAACCUAGGGGUCUGGGGCAUAUCCGGAGUAUGAUUGGAGUGUACAGACUGUGCUUGUCUGCUCGCAGCAUCAGCUUUGUGCGUCUUAACAGCGAUGCCCCUUCUGUGACGCUGCAGUUAAUGAACAUACGACGCUGUGGCCAUUCGGAUAACUACUUUUUUGUAGAGGUCGGUCGUUCAGCUUCCACUGGACCCGGGGAGAUCUGGAUGCAGGUCGACGAUACCGUGGUGGCCCAAAGCAUCCACGAGACCAUUUUGGAAGCCAUGAAAGCUAUGAGGGAACUGUCAGAGUUCAGACCAAGAAGUAAAAGCCAAUCUUCUAGUUCCAACCCAAUCAGUGUGCCCGGCAGGCGCCAUCAUCUCAAUCAGUUGCCACCCAGCCAGACUGGCCUUACUCGGAGAACACGAACAGACACUCCACUGUCGUCCUCCACUAGUGCUGCCUCAAAUUCUGCUUCACGAAACCGCACUGCCAGUGAGGGUGAUAAUUUAAGUAACAAGGCAGCCUUAGGCAGUCCCUUAAGCCCCAGCAUGUUACGUGCACCUCUGAGCCGUUCCCACACACUCAGCUGGGGAGGACGGCAUAUUAAACUGGUUCCAGCUCCAGGACCCCUGCAACACAGCCGUUCUAUGUCUAUGCCUGUUCCCCGCUCACCACCAACUGCUGCCAGUCCAAUCAGCUUAUCAUCUGGCAGUAGUAGUGGGCAUGGUUCUGCCUCUGACCCAUUAAUUCCCCCACGGCCAUCUAGCUGCAAUGCUUCUACUUCUGGGUCACCCAGCGAUACAGGUUUCAUGUCUUUGGAUGAGUACAGCUCUAGCCCAGGAGAGCAGACACGUGCAUAUCUGAGCUGUCGUAGUGGUACCCCAGAUUCUAUUUCUGGCACUCCACCUCACCCAGGGGAACUGAAUGGUUACAUGUCUAUGGAUAGACAGUUACCAGGAAGCUGCUCGUGUGUUGCACGUCGACUUGAAGGUUCUGGUGUUGAAAAGUGUCCGAGAAAGAGGACAUACUCCCUGACCACACCAGGAAGGCAAAGAGUGGCAAUUCCUCAAGUCUCCUCUGCUUCUCUUGAUGAGGCUACCCUGAUUCGUGCCACCUACAAAGGAAGCCCAGCUCUUCAGCCCUCCUCUCCAAAGAUAACCACGUACCAGCCCUACCCAGAGGACUAUGCUGAUGUAAAGAUCGGGCAGCACAAGGACGAUGGGUACAUGCCAAUGGCCCACAGGGCAGGUACAGUUUCUUCUUCAACAGAUUAUGUGCCCAUGAGCCCGGCCAGCGUGUCUGCUCCUCAGCAGAUCCUGCAACCUCGAACCUGUUGUUCUGAAUCUGUUGAUGCUUCUCAGGAAGAUUCCCCAGAUGGCUAUAUGAAGAUGUGGUGUGGUCCCAAAGAACGACCAGUACCUGUGCAUAACAGACUAUCCCCUGCUGAACCACUAACUUCCUUAACACCCCCUGAUUAUUUCUUCAUGCAGCCUAAAAACAAUUGUUGUUGCCAGGCUAAUAACACAUUAUCACUACAGCUACCAAGCACUACUGAGGCCGAACCUUAUGUAAUGAUGAGGUCCCCGGCUUCUUCAUCGCCACACGGUAGAGCUGCUCGACCUUCACGCCUUGCUUUGCGCAUCUUACCGAGCAUGAGUGAGCACCCUCCAGAACCACCCAGUCCUCCUGGUGGGGAAUAUAUUAACAUUUAUUUUGGAGAUACAAGAUCUCAAGAUUCCCUACCCUUACAAACACCAACUGCUUUAUCAGACUGUGUCCCACUGUCCACUGCUAGCAGUCCAGCUUCAUCCUCUUCCAGUUCGGAAACCCAGCGCUCCCCAAUCUCUGACUACAUGAACUUAGACUUUGGGCCACCAUCUCCAAAGCCAAAAGUUUCUUCUGUAUUACAUCCAAAUUCAGACUACACAGAAAUGAGCCCCAGAAAGAUACAGUCAGACUCACCUUCUAAUGCAUCUUCACUGUCGGCAGCACCAUUACCUAGAGCAAACUCUGGUUCUGGUGUACAGCACUUGACUUUGCUUAUGGAACAGAUACCUACUGCAUUUAGUCUGCACAGUCCUCCUCCAGACCCAAAUCGGGGAGCUAAACUCAUACGGGCAGAUCCACAAGGGGGCCGUCGCCGUCACAGUUCAGAGACCUUCUCAUCCACCACUCAAGUGACCCCUGUAUCUCCUUCCUUUGCACAUAGUCCAAAGAGGCAUAGCUCAGCUUCAGUGGAGAAUGUGUCACUGAGGCCUGGAGAGACUUCAGAGACUGCUGAAUGUGGCAGUCCUAUGUGCCGGGAGACCUCAGCUGGCUUCCAGAAUGGUCUGAACUACAUUGCCAUUGAGUUAUCACCUGAGGAGAGAAGUCUGCUGCUCCUAACACAAGCCUCAUCCAGAGGACACUUACCUGCCUUGGGCCUUGCCAGUCUGGACAUUGGAUCUUAUCCUACCAUUGACUUCCUUGGCCAUAGGAUGAAGGGUGCCACCACUGUUAGAGAAUGAAUGAGGUAAUUAGAAUGUCAACAGAAAGAAAGAAAAGAACCCUGGGCCUACAUUCUUGACCAGAUGCUGCUAAAGUCUCAUUCUUCUCGCUCACGCGGUUUGAACGGUUCCUGCUCAGGUAUAGACUGUGGUGAACCUGGCAAUGAAGAGUCCUACCAUGACAGAAACCUGUCUCAGUGCAGUUUGGCAUUAUUUUUCUACUAUUGCGACACGCGACUUGAAACCGGUUUACUCUUUCAAGUCCAUAAAUAACAAAAGACAAUGUCCUUCACCAACCUUAAUUUAUUCUACUGUUGGCUGGGAGAUUCAUGGAGACUUUUAUGAAGCAGUGACAUCCUAAAAGAUUUUCGUCUUAACGUACACUUCGUCCUACCUCAGUGAACAACAUGAAGCAAGACAAGAUGGUGUUUUAUUCUUGAGACAUCAGAGGGAUAAUGAAGACCUCCUGGCAUUCAAUGGACUGAUGUGUGUUUUAAUGUAACCGUGCAAUCGAGUUACUGGAGAUCAUCUCCAGCCUUAUUAAACCUGAAAAUAGGACAUUGCUGCUUUGUCGGAUGCUAGCUGCAAAGUUUACUAAAAAGAUAGUCACCCUAAGGCAUCAAAUAAAAGUCAGCUCCAUUAAAAAGGUCAUACGAUGGUGUACAUUUUUUUUUUUUU